Echinostoma caproni is the source of this 288-nucleotide messenger RNA. Lineage: Eukaryota; Metazoa; Platyhelminthes; Trematoda; Plagiorchiida; Echinostomatidae. The record is from the annotation of a GenBank genome assembly.
AUGGACGUUGGAGACAUCUUUCCUUCGAUAUCCGACGGUGGUGGUGGUGUGGAUGUCGAAGACGAGGAGGAAGAUGCCGUUCCUGAUGAGGAUGAACCCAGAUGUGAAUCGGUCACAGUGGGGUCUGAGUCUAAACAACUCGUGAUACGGUCCGAUAGAAUGAUCGUGUCUUUGCUAUUGUGUGUACCAGCAACCAUUGUAAUGGCCGCUGUCGAUGCCGUGCGACUCAGGACCGAAUCAGUCACGCCAUCCACAAAACCUUCAUCAUCUGUCGUGCGAAAUGUGUGA